Messenger RNA from Populus nigra (black poplar), 2183 nucleotides. RefSeq names its product ankyrin repeat-containing protein At5g02620-like. The record is from RefSeq and is a predicted model, not a curated record. Gene Ontology annotation, cellular component: plasma membrane. The transcript is spliced from 3 exons. Gene Ontology annotation, molecular function: protein phosphatase regulator activity; protein phosphatase 1 binding. The coding region runs from base 156 to 1949 and encodes 597 amino acids. NCBI's taxonomy places the organism in Eukaryota, Viridiplantae, Streptophyta, Magnoliopsida, Malpighiales, Salicaceae.
CAUGUCAAGCCGGUAAAUGUCCGUGCAAGUAUAGAGAAACUUCAUGGUGGCUCCAUCCUGUGGAAAAACGAUGCCUCCUCUAUCAUUAUUAAUUCCUUCUUCCCCAACCCUUCUACAACUCCAAUUCCCUUCAUUAUAUUAAUUUCAUCUUUCUCAUGCCCCAAUCUCCACCCAUGGACCGACGGCUCCGGGAGGCCAUCCUGAAGGGAGAGGUCCCUGCCUUCCUUUCUGUGAUUCAAGAAGACGAACAUAUUAUUGAUCAAACAAUUCCAGGGUCGUCAAGCAACAUUUUACACAUAGUAUCACGUUUUGGACACGUAGAGCUGGCAAAGGAGAUUGUGAGGCUGAGGCCGGAAUUGAUGUUCGAGGAGAAUGAGAAGAUGGAGACCCCAUUGCAUGAAGCAUGCAGGGAAGGGAAGAUGGAAAUGGUGAGGUUAUUGGUGGAGACUGAUCCUUGGCUGGUUUACAAGGUGAAUCAAGACAAUGGGAGUGCUCUAACUGUGGCAUGUGAAAGAGGGAAACUUGAUGUGGUCGACUAUCUCUUGAGUUUCCCAGGGCUGCUAAUGUUGGAACUUGAUGGUUUUACCACUUCUCUUCAUGCUGCAGCUUCUGGCGGCCAUACAGACAUUGUAAAGGAAAUCCUGAAGGCACGCCCGGACUUUGCAUGGAAAAAGGAUCUUCAAGGAUGCUCACCUUUACACCUAUGCUGCAAGAAAGGCCACCUUGAAGUAACCAGGGAGCUACUAAGGUUUGACGCCGAGCUCUCUUCCUUGCAAGACAAUGAUGGCCGAACCCCACUUCAUUGGGCAGCAAUCAAAGGCAGAGUGAACAUCAUUGACGAGAUACUCUCAACAAGCCUUGAAUCUGCUGAAGUGAUUACUAAACAUGGAGAGACAGUUCUCCAUCUCGGGGUAAAAAACAAUCAGUAUGAAGCUGUUAAGUACCUUACAGAGAUGCUCAACAUCACAAAGCUUGUUGACAAGCCAGAUAAUGAUGGGAAUACAGCUCUGCAUCUAGCUACUGCUGGGAAACUUAGUACUAUGGUCAUCUACUUACUGAAGCUUGGUGUUGAUGUCAAUGCUAUAAACCAAAAGGGACAGACUGCUCUUGAUGUAGUUGAGUCUGACGUGAGCAAUUCUGGUGUUCUUUUGAUUUUACCUGCAUUACAAGAUGCUGGAGGCAAGAGAAGUGAUCAAUUGCCUCCAAGUUCAAUUGAAAUUCAACAAAUACAACAGGAAAAGAGCUUGCUAACUUCAUCAACAAAGCGAAUGACUGAAUCUAAUACUAAGCAUCACCGUCGUUCUCAGCAUCGCCGCCGACAGAAGCAGCUAGAGCUUCAAACGGAGGGACUACGAAAUGCUCGUAACACGAUUAUUGUUGUAGCAGUUCUAAUAGCAACUGUUACAUUUGCUGCUGGGAUAAACCCUCCUGGGGGUUUUAGACAAGACACAGGGGAAAGCACAACGGGCAGGCAUUCUUCUUUCAAGAUCUUUGUGGUGUGCAACAUUGUGGCAUUAUUUUUGUCCCUUGGCACUGUUGUUUUCCUUGUCAGCAUUGUCCCUUUUCAGCGAAAAUCAAUGAUGAUAUUGUUGGCGGUGACACAUAAGGUUAUGUGGCUAUCCAUAUCAUUCAUGGCGGCCGGUUACCUUGCUGCCAUGUGGACUAUUUUGCCACACGGGCGAGGACGGGGUACGCAAUGGGUAUUUGUAGCAAUAGUGGCUAUAGGGGGAGGGUGCACAAUGGCAAUUUUUGUGGGUUUGGGGGUUUUGCUGGCAAAGCAUUGGCUUAGGAAAUGGGAAUGGAGGCGUAGCAAGGAAAAAAGAAAGAACGAAAGCCCAAGUAGCAGCGUUAGUCGCGUUGAAGAACUAGGUAUGAUGAGAAAAGGCAGCCAUGACUCUAGUAAUUCAGAUGUUGAUAGCUCAGAUAAAGGGGGUUACCACUUGUACUAGAUGCAUGCAGCAAGGUUUAGGCAGACUUUAUAUCUCAAACUCUUAGAUGAAGUCUAGGACUAGUCCAACAAGUGCAGACCAUAUCUCAUUGUGCAGUUAGCCUCUUUCGCUGUAGACAGAUAGCAUUUAGCAGGGUAAUUAAAUAUAGCACGUUCUUUAGUGCUGAUGUUUUAUUUAACUACUUUCCAUUUACUAUCAGCUAGUUCUCAAUAAAUACAGGGUUCUUCUUGUUAA